Messenger RNA from Drosophila arizonae, 1257 nucleotides. RefSeq names its product 1-Acylglycerol-3-phosphate O-acyltransferase 2 (gene Agpat2). The record is from RefSeq and is a predicted model, not a curated record. Gene Ontology annotation, molecular function: 1-acylglycerol-3-phosphate O-acyltransferase activity. Gene Ontology annotation, biological process: phosphatidic acid biosynthetic process. Lineage: Eukaryota; Metazoa; Arthropoda; Insecta; Diptera; Drosophilidae. Gene Ontology annotation, cellular component: membrane; endoplasmic reticulum.
UUAAUUCACUAGUCGUUUACUGGCAUUUGAAUAACACAAGUGUUUGUGAGAAGUUGUAUUGGAUGGCAGGCAACACGAUCAUAUAGUUACCAGUCGGUCAUAUUAGUAAUUGCCUCUUAAAUGUAAACCAAGUACCAAGUGGUCAAAUUUUAAACUGUUCACAGGGCUCGUGUGAUAUGUGAAAUACUGUUUGAGUUUUAGUUGUACAGCAUUGUGUUCAAUUACAGUUUGUGUCGAUAGAAAACAAUUGGAAAAGCAACGGCAAAUGCCGACUUCGGACAUCGACAGCUACAAGUAAAAUCAACAGUAACAGCAACAACAAUAGCAGCCAGCAGAAGCAGCAGGUGAAAAUCCGCAGUGGACGAAUUUUGUAUUUAGCCAGCUGCAGAGUCUAAAAACAGAUAUUACUGGAAAAAGUCAGCCUCAGCCUUAACCUACGAAAUGGCUUGCACCUGUGAAGUAAUUGGCCUGGCCUGUGUCGUUGCGCUUAUCUUGAGUGUUGCGGCCAAGGCACCCUAUCAGAUGCGAAUGUUUAUUGUAAUGUUCGGAGCUGGUGCAAUUGUGCUGUUGUGCAUUCCCUUCAUGAUACUGCGACCGAGAGACUAUCGAAAUGGACUAGCACCCUCCUGGUUCUUCAGACAGCUGUGCAAGCUAAUGGGCAUCACCAUGGAAGUGCGUGGUGUGGAGAACGUGAGAAGGGAACACGGCAGUGUGGUGCUUAUGAACCAUCAAAGCGCUCUUGAUCUCUGCGUGCUGGCUUACUUGUGGCCAGUGAUAGGACGGCCCACUGUGGUGGCCAAAAAGGAAAUUCUGUACAUGCCCUUCUUUGGCGUUGGCGCCUGGCUCUGGGGCACUUUAUACAUCAACCGAUCGCGCAAGAGUGAUUCAAUUAAUUCAUUGCAGAAGGAGGCGAUCGCUAUACGCGAACGGAAUUGUAAGAUCUUAGUGUUUCCGGAGGGCACUCGCAAUUCCAAGGAUACUCUGCUGCCAUUCAAAAAGGGUUCAUUCCACAUUGCGCUUCAAAGCAAGUGCACGAUACAGCCUGUGGUUGUAUCGAAAUACUCGUUCUACGAUGAGGAAAAGAAAAGCUUCCGACCAGGCCACGCUAUCAUACAAAUACUGCCCGAGAUAUCAACGGAGGGCUAUGAAAAGGAAGAUAUGGACAAACUGAUCGAGCUUUGCCGAUCCACUAUGCAACAAGAAUAUACGAGGUUGAGCAAAGAUCAGCUUGCUGUGAACUCAAAAAAACAGUCAUAA